AUGACAAAGGUGAAUUUGGUAACAGAUUGUAAGAAUGGAAUAAAGACAAAGAGAUACACUCCCAAGGAUGGUGUCCUCAUAUCCUCUGUUGUAGAUGGUGAUAAGGAACUAUGGAAGAAAGCUGAAGGAGCUGAUGAAAAGUGUACAGGUGUAAGAUCCUAUAAAAAGGGUAAUGCAUCAUUCCUUUACAUAACUAUAAAGAAAGGUGAUAAGUUGGAGCCUAAAUUAUUUGAGAAGGUAAAUGGAACUUGGAGGGAGGUCAGUAAGGAUGAGUUUAAUGACAAGGUAGAUGAGAUGUUAGGAAUACCAGCAGGAUCUGCCACUGACAUUUCAAAGUCUAACCUCUCCAUAAUUCCCCCAGGAUCCGUCUAA
Molecule: messenger RNA, 372 nt
Organism: Theileria equi strain WA
Lineage: Eukaryota; Apicomplexa; Aconoidasida; Piroplasmida; Theileriidae
Exons: 1
Coding region: 1-372 (123 amino acids)
Source: RefSeq, a predicted model, not a curated record